AUGUUCCUCGUCAAGCUCUUCUCAGCGGUGUUGUACUUAACUGCGCCGGUCAGGGCUUUGACCUCUUACGGAUUCAGCCCAGCAAACGGAAAACCCUUGCCCGACCUGUUCUAUGCUACGAUCGACGAUCUUCAACUCGGACUGGCACAAGGAACAUUUACUAGCGUUGAUCUCGUUAAGGCAUAUUUCGCACGUAUUGAGGAAGUGAACAAUAUCACUCAUGCGGUCAUUGAAACCAAUCCCGAUGCUCUUGCGAUUGCUGCCUCUCUUGACGCUGAGAGAGCGGACGGAAUCGUGCGUGGAAAAUUGCACGGCAUUCCUGUGCUGGUCAAGGACAACAUCGGAACACUGGACAAGAUGAACACGACUGCUGGUUCGUAUGCCUUUGUCGGCGCCAUAUUGCCCAGAGACUCCACUAUCGCGGCGAAAUUGAAAGCAGCGGGUGCUAUCCUCAUCGGGAAGGCCAACCUUUCGCAGUUCGCCAACUAUAGGUCCACGAACUCUACAAACGGUUGGACUUCUCGCGGGGGUCAGACGACGGCAGCAUAUUAUCCCUACUUGGAUCCGUCAGGCUCUAGCAGUGGCCCUGGAGUCUCGUGUUCAAUAGGUCUUGCUGCUGUUUGUAUUGGCACUGAGACGGAUGGCUCCAUCAUCUCGCCCAGCAGCCAGAACAGUCUGACUGGCAUCAAGCCUUCCGUCGGCUUAACAAGUCGUUACUUGGUAAUCCCAAUAUCGCAAACCCAGGACACCGUUGGUCCCAUGACGAGGACGAUGAUCGACGCUGCAUAUGUGCUCUCCGUUAUCGCUGGCCCUGACCCAAACGACAAUUAUACUUCCGCCAUUCCAUUCGAUACCAUCCCUGACUAUGCCGCCAACUGCAAUAUCAACGGCCUCCAGGGUGCCAAGAUCGGGAUACCGCGUAAUGCGAUCUCCGUGUACGCGACAGAGGGGCCCGAGGUAGCGGCUUUCAAUGCGUCGAUCCCCAUAUUCGAAGCGCUCGGUGCGACUGUCCUGGAGAACGCUGAUUUCCCCGAUCUGGAGGGGUUCCUGAACUUUAGCGGGUCCAGUUACGCUACUGAUCCAGUUGUAGGCGCGGACUUCGUCGUCGGCAUCGCGAACUACCUCAACGAACUUGUAUAUAACCCGCUGGAUAUCCACAACCUCACAGAGCUGGCAGCCUUCACAAUGAGCUAUCCGCUAGAGGAUUAUCCUGACCGCAACAUUGAUGUUUGGCAGCAAGACUUGGCGCUCAACGUCACACAGGGCGACGCCGCAUACUACACCGCGCUCUUGGAACAGUACUACUAUGGUUCCAACGCGACCAUCCUCGGCGCACUCGACAACUAUGAUCUCGACGCGUUAAUCAUCCCGAGCUCCUUUGCCCCGGGAUAUGCCGCCAUCGCGGGUUACCCAAUAGUCACCGUGCCGCUGAACUACUACCCUGGCAACACGACCGUCACCUGGAACUCGCGGUACACACUUGUCGAGUCUGCACCGAACGUGCCAUUUGGUAUCUCGAUCUACGGAAAGCGCUUCAGCGAGGCCAUGAUGGUGCAGUAUGCGUGUGCCUUCGAAGCUGCUACGAAUUAUCGCAAUCUGAAGCUUCCCUACUUGAUCCCGAACAUCCAGCUCAUCGAUGUCAUGUAA
Sparassis crispa is the source of this 1647-nucleotide messenger RNA. RefSeq names its product Putative amidase. The transcript has 15 exons. NCBI's taxonomy places the organism in Eukaryota, Fungi, Basidiomycota, Agaricomycetes, Polyporales, Sparassidaceae. Bases 1 to 1647 code for a protein of 548 amino acids. The record is from RefSeq and is a predicted model, not a curated record.